AUGACGUCGGAUCGCUACCUCGGGAUGGUGGACUUCGUGUCCUUCGAGGCGGGGCUCACGAAGCCGUUGCAGAAUCUGCAGUAUGCCCGGGUUUUGGAACAGAGUUCACGUCCAGAUGAAAGUGACGUUUACUGCGGCAUCUCCAGAGGUGGUCUCAACAGCAACGGCACACCCUUCCCUGAGCGUUUUCAGACCAGCUUUGAUGUGCUUCGCGAGGCAGCUGAAGAGCGUCCCGAUUUCGAUCACCUCGGUGUUCGUGAGAAGAUUGUCAAUGAAAAGGGUGAGGUGACCUUCGGUGCGUACAAGUGGACUUCCCUGAGCUACAGCGUGACCACGGCGAUGAUCAUCGGAACCGCUUUGCUGAACGAGCCCGGACUCAUUGUUGAAACGGUGGUGAAGGACAAAAUCUUGAAUAGGGGCGACGAAGCGCUCCUGAAGAUUUUCGAGGAGACGGCCUUGGAAACAAUUUGUAUUGAUCCGCCCAAAUUGGCGACAAUACAGAGAUUACGGGAUAAGAUACCGAGUUUGAAGAGGGUGAUCCUGUUCGAAAAAUUGAACGCCGACGAAGAACGCCUCGCCAAGUCCCUCCGCCUUAAGACAUUCCUGAUGGAUGACCUUGUCGACAAAUACAGGGAGACCAUAAUGCCCCUUCCGAAGCGCAAGAGUACCCAUGUGGCCACCAUUAUUUACACGUCCGGCACGAGUGGCAUUCCUAAAGGCGCCAUUCACACAAACCGGUCGCUCACCGCUCUGCCGCACCGUAUCUUCUCCAGCAGCAACCGCCUGCGCAUCCUCCACGGAUACACCAUGCUCAGCUAUUUGCCUCUGUCUCACGUUUACCAACGUUUCGUUGAGCACUACACUCCCACCAACCGGGGCCGUAUUGGUUACUACUCGGGCAAUAUUCGCAACGUGCAGGACGACAUGAAGGCGCUGAAGCCUGAUGUGUUCAUCGGUGUGCCGCGUGUGUUCAACAAGAUGCUCGAUCGUAUUAAGAGCAACAUUGAGGCGAAACCGACCUGGCAGAAGAGGUUGAUUAACUGGAUGGUGGGCAAGAAGAAGGAGAAAAUGAUCAAGAAUCCCGAGAAGCCAGAUCAUUUUAUUUAUGACGUGGUGAUCAACAAGAUAAGGGAGGAGUUCGGAGGCAAAUUACACAUCAUGGUACUGGGUUCAGCUGCGAUGUGUGACGAAGACAUUAAAGAGCUGCAGGGCUACCUCUCCUGCCCUAUUUCCGAAGGUUGGGGCACAACGGAGGUGGGUGUUUGUUUCAUCCAGGACUUCCGUGACCCGGUUAAGGGAACCAUCGGAGGACCCAUUGGUGACGUGCUGUUCAAGCUGAAGUCCAUCCCGAGCAUGGAGUACAAUGCGCGGGCUAACCCGCCCCGUGGCGAGCUGUUGGUCAAGGGCAGCGGCUUCAUGUUGGGCUACUUGAAGAGACCCGAGGAAACUGCCGAGGCGUUGGACGAAGACGGUUGGUACCACACGGGUGAUGUGGUGGAGUUGCUGCCAUCCAAGGGUCUUAAGAUCCUGGACCGUGCGCGCAACUUCUUCAAGCUUAGCCAGGGUGAAUACAUCACUCCCGACAGACUGGAGGCUCUGUACGGCACCUCUCCGUACGUGGACCAGGUCUUCAUCUAUGGAGAGUCCAUUCGUGACCACAUUGUGGGUAUUGUAGUGGUGAAUGUGGACGCCGUAAGGGCGUGGGCUGUGAAAAACGGCAAACCCGAAGAGGUCAUGACCACGCUUCUCAAAGACCAAGCCCUCAUAGAGGAGAUUCGCCAAUCUUUCGCGAAGAUUGCAGAAACCCAGAAGCUUAACGGCCUCGAGAAAUUAACGAAGUUCAUGCUAACCGACCAACCCUUCACCGUCGAAAACGAGAUGUUGACCCCUACAUUCAAGACUGUCCGCAAGAAGUUGUUUUCUUGCGUAGAGGCACGCCGCGAGCGCUUUGAGGCCGCCGAAGCCCUCGUCCGUGAGUACCAGGCUGCACAUGAGCCGGUGCAGCAGCGGGCGGCACUCCUCGCGCAGCGAUAUCUCCACGAUAUGCUGGUAGGCGUCGCCGCCGGCUUCGGCGUAGGCGAUAAGGUAGAGCAGCGUCGCGACACGCUGCUUUUGCGGGUGCUCCAGCAGCUCGUGGAACUCCCGCCAGAGCUGUAG
Messenger RNA from Babesia ovata, 2157 nucleotides. RefSeq lists its product as uncharacterized. Gene Ontology annotation, molecular function: long-chain fatty acid-CoA ligase activity. Gene Ontology annotation, cellular component: membrane; endoplasmic reticulum. Lineage: Eukaryota; Apicomplexa; Aconoidasida; Piroplasmida; Babesiidae. The transcript has 6 exons. The record is from RefSeq and is a predicted model, not a curated record. The coding region runs from base 1 to 2157 and encodes 718 amino acids.